Messenger RNA from Pelagomonas calceolata, 3158 nucleotides. The record is from the annotation of a GenBank genome assembly. NCBI's taxonomy places the organism in Eukaryota, Pelagophyceae, Pelagomonadales, Pelagomonadaceae.
CUCUCACGCGUCGCGCAGGCCGCACGGAUCCGGAACGACACGCCGGGACGGCCACGACCGCCGUCGCGAGCGCUGCGGCUGCCCCGCGCGCGGCAAGAGCAAGGGGCUGCCCAGGCAUCAGCAUGGAGUUUUUUGGUUAUGGCCGCAAGGCCACACCCCAGAAGAGUGCGGGCCCCGCCGCCGCUUUGCAAGAGAUCAUGCAGCAGGAGUUUGAAAUUGACGCCGUCGGGUCGGAGUUUAUGCCGAGCCUCCCGCAGUACGACCUCGACCUAGAACCCGACGAGGCGCCGCGCGCCACGCGCGACUUCACGCCCCUCGAGGUGCCCGUCGGGCGGCGGGGCGGCCCGAAGAAGCGGUCUUCUUCGUUGCCGCCGUCGAUGGUCCGCAAGCAAGCUGCACAACGCAUCGACGACUGGGCCGCGUACAACGACUCUGAUGAGACGCCGCAGAUGGCGUCGUUAACCGUCGUCACCACGCCGCCGCCCGCUCCCAAAAGAAGAAGUCUACUGCAGAAAGCUAGAGAUAUAGGGAGGGCCCACAUGCUCCCCAAGCUGAUCAAGGGCGAAAGCUACGAGGUCGCGAACGGUACGAGUACGGCGCGGACGUCUUCGUGCGACGUCGGACAAGCAUUGAGGGAUCGAGGUCGGUUCGGCGCGAUGUCUACAUGUGUUGUGGAGGUGGCUUUUAUCGACGGCUCUUCCAUCAAAGUGACAGCUAGGAACGACGACACGGCCCGGUCCAUCCAGUCGGCGGCGGCGUUAGCGAUCGGCGUCGGCGCCGAGUACGUCUCGGCGCUCGGACUGUAUGCGUACAACGGCGACGGCCGCUGCGCCGCGCGGCACGAGCCCGACGCGACGGCCCGGUCCCUGCGGAAUCAAUCGGUAGUCCUCGCCGUGCGCCUCAUUACGACGGCGCAGCUCGCGGCCGCCGCGCGGGGCUUCCGGACGUCGACCGCCUCCGCCAACGAGUUCGCGCUCGCUCGCUUGUUGCACGCGCAAGCAUGGUGCCGCGUCCUACUCAUCGCGUCGACGCCGUCGCGGCCAUCGACACUAAAACGCACGCAGGCCGCCGCCUACGCCCUCGACGAGCGCUGCGCCGCGCCGUUCCCCGACGCCGUCACGGGCGACCUCGCGGCGCUCCGGCUCUGGGCGCGCGCGCGCGGCCAGGCUGCGAAGCGGGGCCUCGACGGCGACGACGAUACGAUAGUAAGGCCGCUGGCCCUCACGCUGCUGGCGACGCACGGCGUCCAGGAGUUCGGGAGCGCCGACGAGGUCCGCGUCCGCGCCGCUCUCGAUGGACAUCUCGCGCAGAAAGCCGCGAAAAGAGAUAAGGCCCGAGCCGUCGCCCAGGCGCCGAAGAAGGCCGCCAAGAUCGAGCUGGAGAUCGUCGAGCCCGUCGCGGACGGCGAGCGCGUCGUCUCGGACGACGGGGACGCGCCCGAGGCCGCGUUCCUCGCGACGGUCGCGUCGACGUCGCGCUUCGGCGCGCAGUUGUUCCCCUGCGCCGUGCGGCGGCGCGCGCCCGGCGAGACGAUGCGGGACCAGGCCUGCCCGCCCCGCGUGUUAGCUGUUUCUAGAGAUGGUGCCGCCAUCCUAUCCAACGACCUGACGUCCGAGCUCCAGAGCGUGCCCUUUGCGAAACUGCGACGGUGGACGCGCGACAAAUCUAUUAUACGCUUCGAGGCCGAGCAGCCCUUCGACUGCUGGGGGCCGGCGUUCAUGCGGAGACGGUCGACUUCCCACGACGACGCUAGAAGAAAGCGAUUGAGGAGACUCGCGGCGCUGUCCAAGGGCCGCGCGACGCAGCCCAAGGUCCAGGCCUCCUGGUGGUUCUCGCCGGCGCCCAAACUGCCAGAAGCUCCUGCUUCGUUGUCCGAGGACGAGUCGUCCAGUGACGACGACCUCGACGCGCCGUCGCGGCGCGUGCGCUUCGAGAUUGAUUUAAGGGAUGACGAGCGCGCGGCGCGGGAGGUCUUGCGGUUAUUAGAUGACUACUCGGUCUACGACCUCCAGUCGCAGCGGCCGCGGUGCCAGUAUCAUUCCAUAUUUGGGACCGGCCUGCCCUCGGCCGGCGCGGCGCGAGUGGCAAAAGCGACCGUAGGAACGCCGGAAGCCCUCGCGACGGAGGGCGGCGGCGCGUUGGGAGAUCGACCCACGGUCUACAACGCGUUGGUCUCCGCCGUCAUCCGGCCGCCGCGGUUCCUCUACGACUGCCGCAUCUUAGGACCUUCGUCGUUCGAGUUCCAGAACAAGCGGUGCCUACGGCACGACUUGGUUUUGCGGAACGCGCGAGGCUUACGGCUGCACUGCUCGCACUGGCGCUUCACCGACGAUACAAAGAGGCCGUGCGUCGUCUUCAUGCACGCGAACUCGGCGUCGCGCGUCCAGGCGUGUUCCUACCUGCCCGUGGCGCUGUCGCUGGGCGCGACGUUAUUUGCGUUGGACUGUGGCGGAAGUGGUGUCUCCGACGGCGCGCACGUUUCAUUAGGGUGGCACGAGGCCGACGAUCUGCGGAUCGUGCUGUUGCAUCUGCGACGGCGUAGUGACGUCGGGUCGCUGAUCGUCUGGGGCCACUCCAUGGGCGCCGCGGCGGUCAUUUAUUAUCAAGGUAGGUACCUGACGAAAAAGAACGUGACCGCGCCGCGACUCGACGCUUGUGUCUUAGAUUCGCCGUAUGCCGACUUUGGGGAGUUAGCUAGACACUUAGUGGCGCAGAACUCCAAGGCGGCGACGGGCGGCCUCGGCAAGUACGUCGCCGGCUUCACCGUCACCAGACUCGCGUUGGAUUUGGUGUUGGACUCCAUCGACGCGACGUGCAAGCAGCUCGCCGGGUUGUCGCCUCUUAAAGAUUUGUCGCCGAUGCGGCACGCGGCCGAGUGCUCGGCGCCGGCGUUAUUCAUGCAGGCGCGGUCGGACCGGAUCAUCGCUUUGAAACACGUCGAGGCCUUAGCAAAUAGGUACGGCGGCAGUCGCAAGCUGGCCAUCGUCGACGGCACGCACUCGUCGCCGCGGAACGGCGCCGCGCGCCAGUUCGUCGCACGGUACCUGAAGAAGCACGUGCGUCUGCCCGAGGCGGCCGUCGCGGACGGCGCGGCGCGGGACCGGGCCCUCGAGCUGGCGCCGUGGCACCGAGCCCGGGCGGCGCUGCCGCCGGCGUAA